CACAUGGCGAACUGAGUUCUUGCUUGUCGCUAGUUCCGCAGUUCCGUAACUAACCAAUAAAUUCCUAGGCGUUUGUCCAUCAAAUCAUGGGCGUUUCGCUGAAAUUGUUUGUCUUGCUAGUGUCUUUGACACUUGCGCUUUAUCCUAGUGAUGUGUGGGGACGAGGUAAAGUGAUAAACCUGCACGAAGACAACUGGGAACAAAUGCUCACGGAUGAAUGGAUGGUUGAGUUUUACGCACCAUGGUGUCCAGCAUGUAGAGCUCUUGAGUCAGUUUGGACAGAAUUCUCUAGCUGGAGUGAUGAUCUUGGUAUUAAAGUUGCCAAAGUUGAUGUGACGACAUCUCCUGGAUUGAGCGGUCGAUUUAUAGUAACCGCAUUGCCAACCAUUUACCAUGUUCUCAAUGGUGAGUUCCGUCAAUACCAUGGCACUCGAGACAAAGAUUCAUUCAUGACUUUCAUUGAACAAAAGAAAUGGGAAACCUUGGAGCCUAUCCCAUCAUGGAAAUCACCUGCAUCCUUCCACAUGGGGGCUACUGCCUAUUUCUUUAAAUUAUCUCAACUGCUUCGUGCUGUUCACAACCGCUUGAUGGAAGAUUAUGGAUUGCCCACUUGGGGUUCUUACUUGAUAUUUGCUGUAGCUACCAUUGUGCUUGGAGCACUUCUUGGCUUGAUAAUGGUGUGCGUUAUUGAUUACCUAUAUCCGUGUAAACCCUCUGGUCAUCACACUAGAACAGUUAGUGAUGUCAAUAAAGAAGCGGAUUUACUAGAUCGUGGCGAUGUUGAUGACUUGGUUGAUGAAGAAUGCUCUCAGAGCUCUCAAGAUGAGCGUUACAGUAGGAGCCAGAGCAGUUCAGGAGCUGAGGAGGAGGAGGAGGAGGAUGAAGAGGAAGAAAAGGAGGCUGGCAGUGCACCAUCUUCCCCAGGGAAUGCAGGCAAAGCAAGGCAGCGUCGUGCCAGGAAGGCAGACUAAAAGAUACUGAUGAUGAAACUUUACCCAUCCUUUUGUUUGUUGGUGUGAAUGAGUUAUCUAUUUUGCUUGGUAGCUCGCUUUCCAUUAGGAAAGUAAUGACAAAAGAUUGAUCUUAAUUCAUGACAAGUGGCUUUUACUAAUCUAAAAUAUUUGAAAUUUAUAGGUAUUAUUUUAAGUCCAUACUAGCUAUGAAUUGUUUAUAGGGCACUGAUACAUGCUCUUAUUUACUUUCAAAUAUCUUUUCAACCAAUUUUAUUUUUGUUUGUCAUUUUUGAAUCUAGACAUGAAGGUGCUAUUUUUGCACUUAAUGCCUUCAAGAGAACCAAGGCAAUCUUUGUGUUUUAACAUUUGUGAUUUAUUUUUCACCCAUUCCAAUGAAUCUUAUUUCUUAAAAUAAUUCACCAGUCAUGUGUGUUGUAGUAUCUAGUUUUAACAAAAAUUUGCAUCGAGUCUUAAGUCUGUCUUAUACACAAAAUAUCAGUGUUUAACAGACCUGGCACAGACUUUCUGCAUUUAAUAUUUUCUUCAAGUGCUCAGGUGUAGAAAUUUAGAAGUAUUUCUGGUUUAUAUUUUGCACUGAUGUUUUAUGUUGAACAGAGGUUUUGUUGACUGUUAAAGUAUAAGUUGUAUAUUACUUGGUUCAUAGCAGACAAUGAAACCAACCACUUUGAAUUUACCAAUGGACCCAAAACUAAAGUACUUUCAAAAAACUGAUUUCUGACUUGAUUGAGAUUUUAUUCAAUCUCUGAACUGUAAUGACAUUCUAAAUUGCUCAUUUCUGUCUGAAAAAUUAUCCCAGAUUCAAAUCCUUUUUGGUGUUUAAAUCUACCGUAUUAUUUACACACAAUCUCUGCCAUUUGAAAUAGUAAUUUUCAAGGCUCUUGUACAGAGAGCAGUGCCUUUCAUUAUUACUGUGAUACUCUGUACUUCCUCUGUACUUCAUUAGGUUAUUCAAUUCUGGAACAGUUGUGUUGCAGAUGAUGCUCUAAGUUGGAAUCUUAAUGGAAAUAUUCUUCCUUUUCCUGACCUUUCCAUGAGUUUCUGUGUUAAAUGUUUUAUAUGGUUAUGACUGAUAAAUUCUGUUUUAUCUUAGUUCUUUGCUCAUGUUCAAAUAUGAGUGCAAGAUCCAUGCUCAAUGUACUUUUCUGAUGUGAGAAAUUUUAUCUAGACUUCUAUGCUUAUGUUUGGAAUUUUCUGUCUGGCUGAUUUUACAUUUUUACAUUUUUCUUGGUUUCUUAAAAGAAAUUGAGGUCUGAUGUAGUGGAACUCUCGAUAGGUAAUAAAUAUAUUUUAUUAUGAUAUAGCUGUAAUAUUUCAUCAGUAAUUCCUAGUUGCUGAUAAAACUUAAUUUAUUACACCCUUAACCAUUAUGAGAUACUUGUUCUGUCUUAAAAGAAGUAGCAUAACUAAAUGUUAAUCAUAUAUUGCUGUUGCAUAUUUAAACAAAGUUGACCAUGUCAAAUAUUUUAAUGUUACCCCAUUGUCUAUUGUUGUGUAGGCCUGUCGAAAAAGGGCAGAGGAGAGAAUGAUUAAGGGCGUAUAUUUCUUUUUAUACUGACGAGAUUCGCUGUGAAAUAAAACUCAAUAUCGUGCA
Messenger RNA from Frankliniella occidentalis (western flower thrips), 2565 nucleotides. RefSeq names its product thioredoxin-related transmembrane protein 1. Lineage: Eukaryota; Metazoa; Arthropoda; Insecta; Thysanoptera; Thripidae. The record is from RefSeq and is a predicted model, not a curated record. The coding region runs from base 87 to 971 and encodes 294 amino acids. The transcript is spliced from 6 exons.